AUGGCUUCAACUCGACCAAUAUUCCACCCCUUCCGCUUCAGCCUGGGCAUCUCAGUCCCACUGCUCCUCGAUCUGGCCUACCACGAAGGCUACCUCGUGCCAUCCACAAUCCCCAAUCUCUACGCCGAAUCACAGUGGAAAGAGCUCAUCAAACCUAAGGGCAUUCCUUUCCACAGCCCUCCUUCUUUAACCUUCACCCGAUAUCGCACCGAGAAUCCCUUGCACGCCCAAUAUAUAUAUGCAAAGAAGUCCUUCUGGAGAUAUAACCUGGUUUGGGCAUAUCUUGGAGCGUCCACGACAGUUCUGCAGUUGUACUACAUCAUCAGUUCGCUAAGGGCCAGGCGGGUUGGUCGUGCCAUAGCAGCGGCCAGUGUUAUGGGCUUGACAUGGUCCGCUAUAUUGGUGGAAGGCAACACCAGGAAGAUGUACCUUGAUAAGAUGCAGGAGAAGGUGUUGAAGGAGGAAGAAGCCGUUACUGGCUGA
Messenger RNA from Endocarpon pusillum Z07020, 483 nucleotides. RefSeq lists its product as uncharacterized. Bases 1 to 483 code for a protein of 160 amino acids. The transcript has a single exon. Lineage: Eukaryota; Fungi; Ascomycota; Eurotiomycetes; Verrucariales; Verrucariaceae. The record is from RefSeq and is a predicted model, not a curated record.